GCUUUUAGUUCACUGCUAACAAACACAGCCUGUCGUGCCUUUCUUCAGCACGUGGAAUGUUUAAAAUGAGCAGGAAAAUUGGCGUUUUCACGCAAUCCUCCUAAUGACGUAAACUCACUCAUCACGACAUAUUUUUGGGAUUCAUAUCUGGGGUGAGCAGCAGAUUGUUGUUUAAGUGAAGGGAUGGGAAACAUGGGACUGAGCUGCUGUGUGAUGUCUGGCCCUUGCCCCCAGUGCAGGGAAAGCUGUGGGGACGACUGUCUUUGUGUCUGUCACAUGGACGAGCCCUGUGUGGACCGCUGCUGUAACGUGUGCUGUCAGUUCUGUCUGGACUGCUUCUGUCUCAUCUGCUCGGACGACUGCCGAUACACUCUGUGUUUCAUGUGCACCAGGAUGGCCGACUCCUGCGCUGGCGUUCUGGUCACCGAGCAGCCCAAAUCUACACAUAAACCAAGAGAAGGUUCUCAAGGAGGCCAACUGGUUUAGAUCACCUGAUGUGCGUAAUGGAAGCUGAUGGGUUGGACGAAGACUUUUUUCCUACUUUAUGAUGCCAUUUUUUGUACAGCAAGGGACUGAAAACUAUGAAGGAAAUGUUGUUGUUGUUUUUUCUACAGUGAAUUUGUAGCCCAUGAUGGGCACUAUUUGUAUUGCACAAUGAAAACUCUAUAUUGUUGCCUAAAAAAGAAAAUACAGCUGAUUCUGUGAAUUAUCAAAGUGUCAUCUGUGAAAUGUAUCUAUAGGAUCUAUUCAAAAGUGAAAAUACUUGUGCAUUCAUGCAAAAAAAAAAAAAAAAAAAAAA
Pimephales promelas (fathead minnow) is the source of this 799-nucleotide messenger RNA. NCBI's taxonomy places the organism in Eukaryota, Metazoa, Chordata, Actinopteri, Cypriniformes, Leuciscidae. The record is from RefSeq and is a predicted model, not a curated record.